Molecule: messenger RNA, 1614 nt
Organism: Blepharisma stoltei
Lineage: Eukaryota; Ciliophora; Heterotrichea; Heterotrichida; Blepharismidae
Source: the annotation of a GenBank genome assembly
AUGCUAGCAGCAGACCUAAUUCUCUAUCACGGACAAAUAAUGCUAUAUGAAGACAAAAACAAGCCCAGGUGAGUUCCCAGAAACGCGGUUUUAAUACAAAAUGCUUUACUAUUUUACAAUGAAUCUGAUGAAAAUUUCAUUAUUAAUCAAGACGAAGGCAGGAUCAGCAUGGUAGGCUUAAAAUCUCAUUUUGGAGAUUUUGAUGGCGAAUUUUGGAGAAUUGACCUUUUAUUUGACAAUUCCCGAAAAGCAUUUAAAGUCGCUGGGCAAGAAGACGCAGAAAAUUGAUGCAAAAUGUUAGCUAUGGCUGCUAGUUGGAGCAAUUAUGAAAAUUUUUGCAGUUUUCAGAAGGUAAAGCCGUGGCAGUAUCUAUUAAGGUGAAGCUCCAAAGGAGGAGGCAAUUUAGUACUUAAUCUGAAUGGGGUUAAUAGUUUUGCGUUAUUAGAGUAUAUUAGAGGAAAUGAAUAUAUUACUGAGCUGGAAAUACAAGAAAUGAAUAACCAGGUCACUGUUUUUACUAGAAUUCUUGCAUGUUUCCCUCCAGAACAGCUACGUUCUCUCUCAAUUUCUAAUGCAAGACUUACCGAUAAAAGUUUCUCAAUGUGCCGAAAAGUGUUAUCCUCUAAUUUAUAUCUCGAGCAUCUUGAUUUAUCCAACAAUUCUUUAACAGCUGGAUUUAUGCACACUUUUUUUAAAAUUAUUCCGCUUACACCUUCAUUAAAAUCGUUAAAUCUUGCAAGAAAUUUUAUAAAAGAUGAAGGACUAUCAGAAUUAUUCCCAGCUUGUCUUACACAUAUAAGGCUAAAAGAGAUAAAUUUAACAGGCUGUGGGCUAACUGACGUUUCUGUACCAAUAAUUAGAAGAGUGAUAAGGAUAAAAGGCUUGUCUAUAGAAAAAUUGUAUUUAAAUGAUAAUGAGUUUUCUCUUGCGUCAGCGAAAGGGAUUUUAAAAAGCAUCAGAUAUAAGCGAAGAAGAGGGUAUAAUAUCAAUGUUUGGGUAAACCCAUUAAUGAUUGAGGAAGGAGCGCUUGGACUUUUGGAUGGGUUUAAAGAUAUUUCACUAUUAAGGAUCGUCAUUCCGUCAGAAAACACAGAAAUUCGACCAAUGCCAAGACUGACUAAACAUAGAGUCACUAUUGACACGAUGGUAGUGAAAAUGGAAAAUCUUACAAAAUCAGGCGAAAUCUGUGUAGAAGACCUUGCUGACUUAGCAAAGCAGCUGUCAGGGCUUGAUUUCCAAUUCCCCAAAACUAAACUGAAAGCUCUUGAAGAAAUCCUGGACAGCUAUAUAAACCAAGCGAUAGAAAGCCAAAAUUUUUAUUGUCUGGAGCUGCUGAUCCAAGCUCAAGAAUCGCUAGGAAAUUCGAAUAGAAGAGCUAAAGAAGUAUAUGAAGAACUAAAAAACGAGGUCGAAGGUAUCAUUGUAACUAUAGAAAACAUAUUAAAUCCUGAUUUAUAUAAUGCUGACAAUAUUCCUGAACUAAAUUCUACGCUAGAUAAAGUUAUAGAAAGAGGCACACAGCUUGGGCUUCGGGGUGGGCUAUUCGGUACAGCUAAACUGCUGCAGAGGAAACGAGAAGAAUUUCUUAGAAAAAGAGAUUUUAAAAUAAAUUAA